Molecule: messenger RNA, 6224 nt
Organism: Condylostylus longicornis
Lineage: Eukaryota; Metazoa; Arthropoda; Insecta; Diptera; Dolichopodidae
Product: protein PFC0760c-like
Exons: 4
Coding region: 207-5966 (1919 amino acids)
Source: RefSeq, a predicted model, not a curated record
AAAAUUUAAUAAAAAUUUGUAUUAUUUUUAAUUUUAUAUUAUUAAUUAUUAAAUUUUUUUGUUGUAAAAUAUAUUAUUUAUGAGAAAAAGUGAUAGAAAGUGAAAAAAAAAAAAAUUUUAUCAAAAGUGAUUACAUAAUAGUUUGUUACGCAAGUAAAUUCAUUUUUAUGCCUUUAUGCGUUUGGCAUAAAUCAUAAAAGAUAAAAAUGUUUGAAGAAAUCGGGGAAAUAUUUUAUACUUUAGUAGUGGGUUAUAUCGGAGCUUUAGAACUUUGUUAUAUUGCAAAGCAUAUUUAUCACUUAAGUCAUCAGUGUAUUUUAGAAGAAAGUGAGGAAUCCCGAUUAAAAGCUUUAGAAGACAUUCAAGAACAAUUCAAACGAGCUGUUGCAGAAAAUAAACAAGAAAAACAUAUUGAUGAAAUUAAAAAUGCAAGUAUUAAAGAUGACCAAUCGAAUGAAGAAAGUAAAAAAUCUCAAUUAGAAGAUUUAGAAAAUAUUAAGGAACAAUAUAGAAAAUCUAUUGAAAGGAAUCAAGAAAAAACUGUUAAAGAAACUAAUAUAGAAAAUCAGAAUGAUCAACAACUUAAACCUAAUAAAAAAGAAAUUGAUUCAACCUUAUUCCCUAUUAAUGAUAAAAUUAAAAGUGACGAAAAUUUUGAUAACAUUGAAAGAGAAAAAACUGAAGAGAAAAAAGAGAUUGAGGAAGAGAAAAUAAUUCAAAUUAAUGAGAAUGAAUCAUUACAAAAUAAUUUGGAAAAUAUCCAAGAACAAGAGAGAAGAGAUAAAAAUGAAUUUAAUGAAAAUUUACAACAGGAGGAGAAAUUUAUUAUAGAAUCUAUUGCCAAAAAUAAUGAAACCAGUUCUUCGAUUUUACAAAAUGAAAAUAAUAUGCAAACAAUUGAAUCUAAAAUAGAAGGUAGAUUUAAUGUAACAGAUUUAUCAGAAGCAGAAUUACAGAUGUCAAAUAGAAUGAAUGAGAACCAAACAAAUGAGGACAAAUUAAUUAGAUCAGAGUCAGACACUAAUGAUAUUACAAGAACAGAAUCUUCGGCUGAAAGUAAAUUAGAUGAUAUAAACGAAAUAAAUAUUAACGAAUCAUCUGAGUUUAAUAACCAAAUUGAGGAAAAACACAAUGUGGAUGAAAAUAUUUCUUCAUCUACAUCAUCUAAUAAUAUACAAUCUGUUGUUGAAGAACAGUCUUCUGCUGCAUUUGAAACAAUUUCAAAUGAUUCAUCGAUGAAAAUGUCGCAAGAAAAUGAAAUUUAUAACAAUGAUGUUUUGUCAAAUGAAUUAAAUACAGAAAAUGAAAAAGAAUUCGAAAAAGAAAUUGAUAUGGAAACACAAUUAGAUAACUUUGAUUCAGAAUCAAGCGCAGAUGAAGAAGGAAAUUCAAUUUCUUCUGUUAUUGAGAAGAAAAUACCGGACAAUGGAAAUAUGGAAGCAAAUUAUAAAUUAAUUUUAACAGAGGAAGAAAAAGAAAAAGUUAUUAAUUUCAAAGCUGAAGAUAUGAACUUUAGGGAUAUUUCGAAAAUACUAAAAAAUACGGAAAUUAUUGAAGAUGAAGUUGUAGAAGCUCCUUUGGAUGAGGAAAUUAUUGGUGAAGAUAUGGUUAUAAAAAACAAAUCCCAGCAACUUGAAAACAUAGAAGAUGUUCCAAAUACUUAUGACCAAGAUUCUUCUUAUGAAGUGGAUGCAGGUUCUGGGAAUCGAUUAAGGCGAAGCCCUCGAAUUGUACAAAUGGAUCACUAUGAAGAACGUUGGAAUAGUGAGGAGUAUGAACAAAGGAAAGAAACUCAACACAAUAUAAAUGAAGAAUUUAUUGCAGCAGAAAUGGGUGAAACAAUAAAUUCUAAUAUAAGUGGCGAUUUUCUGAAAGAGGAACAAAGUUUAGAAUCAAAAAUCGAUUUACCGCAAUCUCAUAAGGUUAGCAAAGCAGAGCGUGCAGGACUAUUUUUAAAUAUUACCGGUAACACCCCAACCAAUAAAGAUCAAAAUUUGACACCAUCAAUUGAAUUAUUUGACGAAACUGGACAUAAAAGCCCUUCUGUCGAUUUAAUAGAUGAACCACGCACACCUUUUACUGCAAGUAGUAUAUUAGAAGGUUUAAGUGAUUUUUAUGAUUUCAAUGCUUCUAUAAAUCCCUCGCGAUCACCUUCUAUUUCUCGUAGUACGUCUGUUCAACCACUAUCACCAGCAGCAGACAAAUCUGCACAAUUAGGAGCUGUUCCAAAAACACCAACUUCAUUAAGUCCGAGUGUGAUUCCGAAAAAUAUAGAAAAUUUAAGUGAUUUCUAUGAUUUUAACGUUAAGUUAAACCAAGCUGGUAGCCCAAAGAAUUUAUCUUGUGAAAAUAACAUAAAUUCAGAAAAUUUUGUACUAAAAGAAUUAAAUAAUGAAGUUUGUCGUAAUUCAGCGAGUGCUAAAGAAAAAUCACCUUCAUUUAAUUAUUCAUUCAAAGAAUUAAAAAUGUUAAGCGAAAUAUCAACAUGGUCUCCAUCUUUAGAAUAUCAGGAAUCAACGAUAUCAAACAAAAAUAGUUCAACUGAAGUCAUAAAACCAGAUUCAAAUUUUAUGAGAUCGCAAUAUGUUGGGGCAUCAACAGAUUAUUCUUAUGAUUUUGAAGAUUUGCGUGAACAAGCAAGAAAUUUUGUAAGAUCUAAGAGCCCUUCACUUUCAUUUGGAGAUGAAAUAACUCCAAUCAGUUUACAAGAUUAUAGAAGGGAAAUUCAAGAUAAUAUUUUGAAAGAAUUACAGGAAAAAAGCUUCAAUUAUGGUUCCUUAGAAAUUGAUAAGCAAUUUUUGGAACGCGAAAGACGUGAAUCAGAUUCAGCGCUUCUUCAAAAAACAGAAAUUGUUUUUCAAAUACAAGAUGAACCAGAUUUUAUUGAAAACCAAAAGAAUUAUAAUGUGAUUGUAGAAGAAAUUGAAGUAGAACCAGAGGAAUAUCACCACUUUAGAAGAUUUUCCAUGCAACAAGAGUAUCAAAUUGAAGAAUAUCCAGAUAAUGACUUUAUUUAUUUGGAUAAGGAUAUUGUUGAUUUAAUGAGUUCGGAAUCCAUUGAAAAACUUCAAGAUAAUAUUGUUGAUAUGGAACAAUUGUCUUUGUAUUCUGGAGAAGCAACAGAAAUUAUUCUUAAAACAAUUAAAGAAAAUGUAGCCUUUGAUGCAAAUACUAAAGAUAAUACAAACAUUAUGGAUGACAAGGAUAAUUCAGAAACCUUGAAAUACGAUGACUUGGAUCAAGUUGAUUUAAAUUAUGUGCCAAAAAAAGAAUAUAACUGGAGAAAAAAUUUUAAACUUGAAGAUGAUGACGAGAAUGUAAAAAGUGUGAAAAAAAAUGACGAUCACAUUAUAGAAGAAACUGAUUUGAAAGACGCUUCUUUAGAUAUGAAUAAUUCAGCUCAAAUAUUAAAAGAUGAAAAUUGUAAUAUUGUUGAGGAAGAUGUUGGAAUCACUAAAGAAAUUAAUAAUGUCAGAGGGGAAAUGUUCACUGUUAUUGAUAAAAGUGGCGCGCAAAAUUUGAACUAUGAUGAAAAUACAAAGAAACAGUUUAGUCCGAAUUAUUCUUUUUCAGAAAGAGAACAACCACAGGUUAAACCUCUUGAUAAUACUGAAGAAAAUGAUAAAUUAGAUAAACGGCCAAAUGAAAUAGAAAUGAACAAAGAAGAUAUUGAUGAAGAUACUUUCGAUAUAAUUGAUGCAAAGGAAGUUGAAGAUUUUAAGGCUGACGUUGAAAAUUGUUUAAGUGAUAGAAACAGCAAGUUAAUUAAUGACGGAGGGUAUGGUUCAACCGAAAAGUUAUCUGCAAGACAAAUAAUAUGUGAAAAUCAUUUAAACGAAAGAGAAGUUGAUAUUUCGGAUGAAAAGAUUGUUGAACAUAAAAAUGAUGCAGAAUUUGAUUUGCAAGAAGAUAGCUUUGAUUUAAUUAACGCAGAUGAAAUUGAAGACUGUGGCAUUGAAAAUAAAAUUUCUUCUAACGAUACUUUGAUACAGGAAAGCAACUAUGUGUCUAAAGAGAAUGAAAUUCUCAGUUCAGACAACAGUUUUAUAACAAUUACUAAUACUGACAAUGCAACUAAACCAGUUUUCAGCAAUAAUGAUGAUAAUUAUUUAGAGACUCCUUUAGAUGCAGAUGACGGUAUUGAUGAAGUUAUUUAUGACUAUAACGAUCGCGUUGAUGAGUCUUACGACCAAUCAGAAUGUGGUGAAAAUAAUAAUUAUGACACAGAGAAUGAUGAUGAAUCAAGAGAAAAUGAAAUUCAAAGUAGUUCACAACAAUAUACAAAUAUUGGAGAACAAGAUGAACAAUCUAUAAAUAAUGAUAUUACACAGGAUAAUGAUUCUGACGAUUUAUUGGUAAAAAAUGAAAGCACUAAAAUUUUUCAAAAAUCGGAGAAUGUAAAAGCACCAUCUCCCAAAUCAAAUUCUACUGACAACUUAAGUUUAGAAAAUCAAAAAAAAUCAGAGAAUGUUAAUUUAGACAAACAAUUUGACAAAAUGUACGACGAUUUUAUUCAAACUCGAAGAGAAUCUCAUAUUGAGAAAGAUUAUAAUGGAAUUGUUGAAAAAAUGGAUAAAAAUUACAAUGACGACACAACGUCUAUAACUACUGAUGAAAUAAUUGAACAAAUUUAUUUUAAAGAUUUAAGUCCUUCACGAUAUGAGAGAUUAGGCAGUGAAGAUAGUUUAUCAAGCAGUUACAGUUCACUUAGUCAGGGAUCAUUAAGUACUAGAUCAAAAUACAAAGGAGCAUCACAUGCUAGGCAAAUUAAAUCGGAUCGUUUAAGAUUACGCUAUGGAAUAGCACCAGCAAUUGGGGCGUUUGCUAACUUUGAAAAUACUGACGAUUCGUCGAUAUCAUAUUUACCAAGAAAAGAAUACAAUUGGAGAAAGAACUUUAAAAUUGAUGAUUUGGAUUUAAAUACAGAAAAAUAUAAUAAAAAUGAAACUACAACUAAUUUCCAAUUGACUGAGAAUUUUAAAAUGAAUGAAAGUGAAAAAAAUGAGUUAAAACCAGAUUUUAGGUGCGAAAAUGAUAAAUAUGAAAAUGGGAAAGUAAUUUCAACUGAACAAAAUGUUGAAGGAUACUUAAACAGCAAAAUAGAUACUAUGUAUGAUGAAGUUUUGAAAAAUCGUCGAAAAUCUCGCAUUGAAAGGGAAUUCGAAGAAAUUACUGAGGAAAUGGAAAUUAAAACUGAAGAACUAAAUGAACUAGAUUCAAUGCCUACGGAGAAAAUUUUGGAAAACAUUUUAACAAAUACCAAUGCAAAAGAUGUUGAAAAGUUACAAGAAACUGUAAACGACGUCAAGAAAUCGAAAUCUACAAAGAAAAACAGAAAAAAUUCUAACACCAGUGUAAUUGCAGAAAUUUUAAGUGAAUCAAAAGACGAAAACAGUAAAUUAAAUACAAAUCUUACUAAUGAAUUACUAAGCAAACAAAAGGAAGACACAAAUGAAUCUACAAUAAGUACUGAAAAAUUUAAAAAGAAAAGUAGAAAAAAUUCAAUUAGCGUAAUAAAUGAAAAUUCAGAAUUAACUGAAAAUACUGAAAAGCCUAAAAAAAAGAAAUCAACUAGAAAAAGUUCAUUAAUACCCAAUAACAUAGAUGUAGAGGAGAACUGUGAAAAUGAAAUCAAAACAAGUAAGAAAAAUAAAAAAAGUAAAAAACGUCAGUCAGUUGAUGAAUCUGAACAAGCCCAAAUAUUAGAUUUUGCUGAGAGUAACAAUUAUUUAACAACUUCCGAAGCAUAUGAUGCAAUAGAAUCUUAUACAACUCCACAAAAAAUAGGUACUCCGCCAAAUACGCCGAAUGAAUCAAUUAACGAUGAUGCCGAAAAAUUUAGUAAUCCAAGUAUUUCAAAUUCAUCAUUGUCUUUGGUAUCAAGUCAAAUAAAAUUGGAUCGGAUCGGUGAAAAUGAUAUUUUGGAAUUGAUUAGAGAAAGUACUGUUUUGGGAUCAAGCUUUUGAUUUUUUUUCGUUUAUUUUUAAAUAUUUUAAAUGUUUCUCCUUUUUUGUACAAUGAAGUAUGUAGCUUAAAUUGAUUUAAUAAUAUGAAAAUUUGGUAUUUCCAACCACUUUUAAUAGCAUACUUUCUUUUCGUAAAAUUGAAAAUUAUAUAAAUUUUUAUAUACAUAUUUUAAUUAAACAAUAAUACAUUUUAGCAAUAAAACAUACAUGUAUUUAAAAUAUUAUUAAAAAUGUAUAUCAAAUAUGUACCAACAUAAA